This is a messenger RNA of Fusarium redolens, 1384 nucleotides long. Its product is annotated as Mss4-like protein. Bases 55 to 1146 code for a protein of 363 amino acids. Gene Ontology annotation, molecular function: carbon-sulfur lyase activity. The record is from RefSeq and is a predicted model, not a curated record. NCBI's taxonomy places the organism in Eukaryota, Fungi, Ascomycota, Sordariomycetes, Hypocreales, Nectriaceae. The transcript has a single exon.
GACCUAUAAAUACUUCCAAUAUGCCCGACAAUCUCCUAAGGGAUACCUUCACAAAUGCUUGCUUCAGCUGUAACGAUGCAUCGGAUAACGUGUCUUUGCGGGAACAUGUCUCGGCAACUGGGCGCGCAGCCUCGGAGAAACGACAACGCCAUAGAUCUAUCUCUCUGUCACUGCAAUACCUGCCGCUAUUCAACUGGCUUACUCUGUACAUCUUACGUUCCCACCGAGAAACCGAAUUCUUUUGAUAAUUUGAGUGUCUUUGAUGGGGCAGAUGGUUCGUCUCGGUAUUUCUGCUCAACAUGCGGAUGCCAUAUAUUUCAAUCACUCAAAGGCCGCGAUGGCGAGUUGAGCUGGGGAGUGGCUACGGGUGUUAUUAUUUGCAGUGACGAUUCAAACGAGAGAGUGAGAUAUGCAGCACACCAGAAAGUUGAAGAUACUGCUGAUGACGGUGCUUCAAUCUGGAUCCCCCUGGAAGAACAGCAGAGAUAUUCAGUCCACUCACAUUCGGACUCACUUUUACAAACGACAUAUCUCGACGCGCUAUGCGCCUGCGAGGCUAUACAUCUUCGCAUCACACGUCCAAACACGGCCAGUUACCUACCACAUCGCAACUACACUGACCUAAUGCAUCCACACUGUUCUACCGAGGAGUCCAUUACAUCAAACCCAUCAGACGAAAAGUGGUGGGUCCAAGGAGACAAAUACCUUGCGGGAACCUGCGCCUGCGAAUCUUGUCGCUUAGCCUCUGGUUUUGAGAUACAGACAUGGGCCUUCAUCCCUCGAGCCAACAUCUCCAUCUUUGCUCCGGACAGCUCAAGAACAGAGGUACCAUUGGACUUUGAGAGUUUACCAACGGGUGCUUUGAGGUCCUACCAAUCUUCACAAGGGGUAGUUCGUCACUUCUGUGGUGGAUGUGGUGCAACUGUAUUUUGGCGCGGUGUUUCUGAUCCAAGUGUAGUCGAUGUGAGUGUAGGGCUGUUUCGAGCUGAUGAAGGGGUCAGAGCAGAGAAUUGGGUGCAUUGGUUUACGGGACGUGUAAGUUUCUCUGAAGAAGUUCAGACUCAUCGAUCAGGUCCUUUUUCGGUUGCGGCUAAGAGUUUGAUAGACAGCCUAUCAUCGGGACUGAAGAUAAGAUCUCUAAACUGACUUGACUUGGCGGGCUUGGUAACAUUCUCUUUUAAGAGCCAGAAUCUUAUCAUAAAAGCCAAGAUUCUCUUAAUUCAAGAAGUUGAUUUAUUUCUUAUAAAAAAGCAGACGGUAUAUUAUCGCCGCAACAAUAUUUCGAACCAGCUUUCCAUGAGCAUAGAUGGUUUGAUAUUUACAACGUCAUUAUGCAAAGAAUAAUACUCGAUAUGCAAAAUUAGGUUAGGAAAAAUAAACAAGG